This is a messenger RNA of Haplochromis burtoni (Burton's mouthbrooder), 8270 nucleotides long. Its product is annotated as Kv channel-interacting protein 2. Bases 6268 to 6981 code for a protein of 237 amino acids. The record is from RefSeq and is a predicted model, not a curated record. Gene Ontology annotation, molecular function: calcium ion binding; potassium channel regulator activity. NCBI's taxonomy places the organism in Eukaryota, Metazoa, Chordata, Actinopteri, Cichliformes, Cichlidae. The transcript has 8 exons. Gene Ontology annotation, cellular component: voltage-gated potassium channel complex. Gene Ontology annotation, biological process: regulation of potassium ion transmembrane transport.
UGGCCUCGGGCAAACUAUGCCUCACAGAGGCUAAUCAAGUAAGACUGAUUAACCCAACUUUUUAUUAUAGUCUACGUGUGCACGCAUGUGUGAGGGUGUCACCAUUUAUUGUAGAUUAAAAUUCUCCCAAGUAAAUGUUUGUCAUUAUAUCCCUCGGGAUGCAUUAGAGCUGCCACCUUCUCGUUUGUAUGACACAUAAACAAUUUAGGCAAAAAAACAAACAAACCCCAAAACCCUUUCAUCUGUGAUUUCUCAAACUGCCCUUUAAACACCUUCAGAUGGGAUGGAUGGAUAAGAUGGGGAUAAAAAAAGGAGUAGUAUGUCAGAUAACCACUACCCUGCUAAUUAUAUCACACAGACUGUCAGAUUCCAAGCAAACAGAAACACUCUGUUGGACACCCACUGCAAAGACCUCAGCUGAUUAAAAAUGAAGUGACAAUUAUUGUAUGAGGAGUUUAAUCAGGAUUUUGUUGUUUACCAAACUUUUAAAUACAGAGAAGCUUCACAGUGUGACUGAUUUGGAGAUUAGUAUGUUGUAAGUAUAUAUAAAUCCAACUUUCCACCUCAUCCUGAAUAUAUUUAAUAUAAAUAAAAAUAACCCCAUCAAAGAUAAUAUUGGCUCCUCUAGCUACUCUGUGACAUGGACAGAUAUCAAAUUCUAGUCAAAUUUGCAUCCAGACGUUCUCAAAGCAUAACUCCUGGAGCAUCGAUACAUGAGUAUUGGCGGUGGUGGUGGGAGUAUCACUGACAUGAUGCGUUUAGGGGCCAGGGAAUAGCAGCAGGCAAGUGAACUGUCAAUCAUUGCUUUCAGUCAUUGGCCAUCUGAGACACAUUCAAACCUUAAAGCCUCCUGAAAGCUUAGUAAAAUGAUUUUCAAAAUCAGUACAAGCAUUUCCCCGGGUCCAGCCCAUUUAACCCCCUUCACUUCACCAAAGUAACUGAUUCAUCUUCUACGGUGACAUGAAACAGCUUCUCAGUUGAAAAAUGAUCGGGCCACCGAGCGUUGUGGGAGGAUUAAUGAAUAGGCAAUACAAGGACCCAAGGAGGAGUAAUACGAAGAAGAUGGAAAAAGUAGUCUAAUUUUUAAUUUUUUUUUCUUGCUCUGAGCCUUUCUUAAAACCAGAUUUUUGUAAUUACAGAGGAUGAGUAUCAACUGAAAAAAGAGCUGUGAUUCAGGUGUCUAUGUUGGACCCAAGAAAAUGGUUUUGGGAGAUGAAAUCUCUUCCCAAAUUUACAGCUAGAGUGGAGGCAGUGUCAAACUGAAAGUGAAAAUUCAUUAAAAUUAACAGUUUGCUUCAUUUCCAGCCAUUGUAGUUGCAGCUUGUUAGAUAAGUUGUGAAAGCCAUUCUGUUUUAAGCCGCAGUAAUGGCCUGGCUCGAGAGAUGGCAGCGUCAGUUGGUAAUUGGUCGCUAAGGGCCGUCAUUGACAAGAAACAAUUGCAGUGUCUCCUGGCAUUGUCAUGUAAAGUGUGAAUUUGUCAUUUAAAUGUACUUUAAAAGUUUAAAACUAAAAAUGAUUCACGGAGAAGUCUUAUUUGUUUGUUGCCGUUGCUGUUAGGUGGUUCUGUUUGCUUACGUUUUAUUUUCUUUUGAAAUCACUCAUCAAUCACUCAACCCAGUUGGUUUUACUUCUGCUCUUUAAUUAGAUUUUUUCCCAGUUUUUCAGCAGCAAUAAUCAAAUCAGCAUUUCUUCAUAUCAAAAGCUCUCAGUUUUAAAAUUAUCUGCUGGUUUCCUGCAUUUGAGUCCUCUAUCUUUUGCCUGGCUUAGUAAAUGCAAAUUCCUGUUUGAGUUCUGCAUACCUUUUAUUAUAAAGGCAUAAUCUUUUUUUUUUCUGCACUACAUGAAAACAUAUAAUGUGAAAAGCCGUUGAAACAAAGGAUGUGCUGCAUUCAUUUCAGAUGUCUACAAAAAACCUCACUUCUCAACCAAAUUUAGCCCACUCUGAUUUUACAGUUACCUGGAUGUCUAGACAUAUUUUGACUUACAAGUCACCAAAUCAGUGCGUACGGGGAUACAAACAGUGCAACAGUGAAGCAAGCUAAACUUUGUUACCAUUAUUAGAAGCAACUGCAACAGUAAGAUCAAAAGUCAGUGCCUUAGAAUAUUCCUGGACUCACAGAGCCGUCAUGUUUGAACAAAUAUUGAGGAGAGAAGCAACGUCUUGGUAUAUGACAGGGAUAAUAAUGCAAAGAGAUAAUGACAGAUAGGUAUGACCAGCCUUGAGCUGUAGCACUUUUAUCCUUGAUUUGACUCUGACUGUAUUUGAGAGUUUGGCCUGAAUAUAUCACAGUAUUUAAAAAGUUAUGUUGCGUAUUCUAUUUAAGUUAAUACACUCACCAGCCCCUUCAUUACCUAAACAUUACUAGCACUGAGCUGGAUCCCCAUUUGUCGUCAUAACUGCUCUAAUUCUUCAUGGCAUAGAUUCAGUAAGGUGCUGGAAACAUGCCUGAGAGAUUCUGUUCCUUAUUGACAUGACAGCAUCACACAGUUGCUGCAGAUUUAUCAACUGCACGUCCAUGUUGUGAAUCUCCCGUUCAUCACAUCUCAAAGAUGAUCUGUUGGAUGGAGAUCUGGUGACUGUGGAGGUCAUGUGAGUCCAGUGAACUCACUGUUGUUCAAGAAACCAGUUUGAGAUGAUUUGAAAUUCUUGACUGCUGCAGCACCUAUUAGGAGAUGGUUACACUGUGGCUAUAAAGGGUUGUCAGCGACAAUACUCAGGUAGGGAAUUAUGUUGCAACUAAGGCACCCAAAGUGUGGCAAGAAGAUAUCCCUCACAUCAUUACACCAGCAGCAGCAGCCUGUACCAUUAAUACAAGGCAGGCUGGAUUUAUACUUUCUUGUUGUUUACACCAAAUUUUGAUCCAACCAUCUGAAUGUUACAGCAGAAACCAAGAGUCACCACAUGACGAUGUUUUUCCAGCCAUCUGUUGUCCAAUUUUGAUGAGUCUCAGUUUUUUGUUCUUAGCUGACAAUAGUAGUACGUGGUGUAGUCUUCUGCUGCUGUAGCCCAUCUACUUCAAGGUUCAGUGUGUUAAGUCUUCAGAGAUGCUCUUCUGCAUUCUUUCUCACUCUUCUGCUCUCCUUGGUUGUAACAAAUGGUUAUUUGAGUUACUUUACCUUCCUGUCAGCUUGAAGCAGUCUGGUCAUUUUCCUCUAACCUCUGGUAUCAACAUGGCAUUUGUAGAUAUCUACUCUUUUUUUUUUUUAGACAAUUCUGUCUAAACCAGCGUUUCAAACAUAAGGCCUGUGGGCAAGAAUUGGCCUGGCAACGACUCCCACUGGACGGCUUUGGAAAAUAUGAAAGUGGGCAUACAUUUUUUAACUUUAUUUUCUAGAAGUUUUGCAGCUUUUCCUGCUGAUUUUCUCUCAAUUUACACAUCUAUGAUGUAGAAAAACUGAGAUGUGGUGUCAAGAUUAUCCUUCUUUAUCUUAUAUUAAGAUAUCUCAGGGAUUAAAUGUGUAGGUGAAGACUGAAAGGUGAGUUUCACUCAUCACCACCCCACUUAAGAUCAAAGUGGGCUAUAUGUGCCCUUCAGUGUAAAAUGAGUUUGAUAUCCCUGCUGUAAACCCUAGAGGUGUUUGUGUGGUAAAAUCCCAGUACACAGCUCAGAUCAGCCCAUCUGGAACAAAUAACAAUGCCACAUUCAAAGUUAGUUAAAUCUUCCUCAUUCCGAUGGCCAGUUUGAACUUCAGCAGGCCGUCUUGACCAUAUCUAUGUGCCUAAAUGCGCUGAAUUGCUAUCAUGUCACUGGCUGAUCAGAUAUUUCCAUUUUAAAGUAGUUGAACAGAUGCACCUAAUGACGUAUCUAGUGAGCGUACAAUGCGUUAUGUAGAUUAUUUAUAGAACAGCACCUGUGAAGACAUUUAUUUUAAUGAACACUUGUUCCUUGCUUGACAUCACAAAUUAAAUGUCUGCUUUAGAAUAAUGGAAACAUUAGUUGACAGUGAUUGCCCAGUUUCUGACACUGAACAUGAACUCGGUUGCCUUUUUGUAUAGCACUACUGAAUGGAUUAGUAGACGACAUUACUUUCCCAAAACACUUGCCUGCCUUGGCAAAGAAACGCAAGUUACCAACUCUGUACUUUAACUGUCAUUUGAAAUCUUCCUGUCUCCUACCUUGCAGAGUGGAAAGAAGAAGUUAUUUUAAAUAAUUUAUCAGUUUUUUCAAACUUCAUCAUCAAACAAAAAUGUAAAAAAAAAAAAGAAGAAAAAUAAAAAAAGAUUUAUGCAAAAACUUUGCUUUUCUUCUUUCUUUCUGCAACAGUGUGUUUAAAGCGAAAUCACAAUGAACUUGGCAAAGGCACAGUCUGCACAAAUGCAGUAUGCAAACAGGACUCAAAAUGUUUGCCAAAGAGCCCUUGUGCACCUGACUGUUUGACAGUGGGAUAGCCCUAAAGCCUCACAGAUUUAGCUGUAACGAACUUCAAAGUCUGCAAGUCUUUGAGUGUGGACAUUGAGAUUGGGUUCAUGGUAUCACAAGACCAUUGUUCUCAUCCCGUUUCCUAUAAAAACUUAAUAUUGCUUCCUUCCUAGCCAUGACCAUGAGCCUUCUAUAUCUGUUAGUAGUUAUUGUAUUUAAAUAUAUAUUGCACUUUUCCUCUUAACAUCUGAACCAUGUAGCAGUUUAGAAAACAUUUUUUUUCCGUCAGUUAUUUGUUACUGAAAUAAGAAAACAAAUAAUAAUGUUGCCCUGCUGACAGGAGCUGUUUAUUAGAAAAUGUAGAAAUGCAUUGUUGUGGAACAAGAUUAUCAAUUACAUAUUUUGUCAUUUCAUUUGGAGGACUUUUUGCAAUUCUUAUGCCUCAGUACGUCGUUCUUGUUACCACCACUCACAGUAAUCAGUUGUAGGUGUUACUUAAUUUCAGGUUUAGCACUACAGAUAGUCAAUUUUUGCACUGACAAACGAAGAAAAUGACUUUAGUGUGGAUUGGCCGCAUCUUGCCAAUAACAGAUCCACUUAUAGUAAUAAGGUCAUGACUGGAUCCAAUAUCGGUUCAGCUGGGAUAUCUCAAUUCCACUUAGAAAUAUAAUUUCCUUGAUCAUGUAUCCAUUAUACACUGUGCUUUAGAAGGCUCAUAACUUUAUUACCUGUUGUACUCACUCAUGCCUUGUGCACCUUGUUGAAAGGUUAAGUGUCUAAAUCAGUUUCCUAUCCACUCUGGUACAUUAAAUCCAUUAUUUUCUAGGGGGAGGGUGUUGUUUUUUUGGGGUUUUUUCAGUGUGUCUGUCUGUGCUUGGAUGUCAGUGUGCCAGAUGUGACAGCAAUAGAUCUCAUUCCAGCUGAAAUGUUCCACGCUGCGCUGGAGUUCAAAUGCAAUAUUUGAUAGCCAGAUUUCACCUCCAGGCUGUGUGUUUGUGUGUUGACUUUAUACUCAGGGGAGAUUGUCACAUCUGUGAGUUUGUCCACAGUCGUUGCUGGGUCAGAUGCUUUGCCACUCUGUCAUCGCAGUUUUUCCCCUCCCUUAUGUUAAGUCUUUUCCUGCUUCUUCUCUGCCUAAAUUUAUCCUUCCAUUUCCCAUAGCUGCCUCUUUUGGAGUGAUUAUUUGUUUUGUUUUGUUUUUUUUUGCAUUUGCUAUUCUUAUCGUUAUUUGUCUUUGACCAUUCCUUCUCGCCCCUCCUUUAUCUUCCCCUCUCAUCUCUCCAUUCCUUCUUCUCAUCUGUCUCUCGCAUGUCUCCCCCUCUCUGUUUCCCCUCUUUACCUACAAGUAGUACUAUUCUAUCCUUCCCCCGCCUCAAUUUCUCAUCCCCCUCUUUCCUCCCUUCACUUCCAUCACUGACCCAAUUAAACAUGGGGAGGGACACAGCAGUAGGAGAGUGACGGAGGUAAGGCAAGAAAGAGAGGGAGGACAGGCAGAAAGAACAGAGAGUUUGAGUCAGCAGCAAGAAAACCAGAGAGUCAGAAAACAAUUGCCACCAACCUGCCAGGACAUACACAGUGCAUUGUCCGAAGUUCACCUGGAACUUAAACCACCUUUGACAGCCUCAGAGGAGGUGGGGGUGGAGUAGCAAGUCGAAAUUCCUGCUGCCACGCACUUACCACUCUCGAAGAAGAAACGAGGAGAAUAACAAUCUACCUUCAGUGAAGACAGCGGGUGGGGAGCUGUGCGGAGUUAGGAUGGCUGAACGCCGGGAUAUAGCUGGAGACUGAGAGGCUGAAGACAAAGACAUUGCAUUCUGGGCUGGAAACUGAGGGAGGGGGGCACGGUUGCCCCUAGGCAAGAGAAAGAUUUUUGGUGAUAGGAAAAGAGGGAGAGGAAGGGGGAAGGAUGCAUCUGUUCUUCCAAGACAAGUGGGAGGUGGAGGGGCUGCAGACUGUGGGUAUCCUCCUGGUGGUCUGCAGUUCCCUCAAACUGAUGCACUUUCUGGGGCUCAUCGACAUUUCUAUGACAGACAGCGUGGAAGAUGACUUUGAGUUAUCCACUGUGUGCCAUCGCCCUGAAAGCAUGGACAAGCUGCAGGAGCAAACUAAGUUUACCAAAAAGGAGCUCCAAGUCCUCUACAGGGGCUUCAAAAAUGAGUGCCCAAGUGGUGUGGUAAAUGAGGAGAACUUUAAGAACAUUUACUCCCAGUUCUUCCCUCAGGGAGAUUCAAGUAUGUAUGCACAUUUCCUGUUUGAAGCCUUCGACACGAACAAAAACGGCUCGGUUAGUUUCGAGGACUUUGUAUUUGGCCUGUCUAUCAUCCUGAGAGGGACCAUUAAUGACCGGUUAAACUGGGCAUUCAACCUCUAUGACUUGAACAAGGAUGGCUGCAUCACCAAAGAGGAGAUGCUGGACAUCAUGAAGUCCAUCUAUGACAUGAUGGGGAAAUACACGUACCCCACCAUGCAGGACGAUGCCCCAAGAGAACAUGUGGAGAGCUUCUUCCAGAAAAUGGACCGGAAUAAAGAUGGGGUGGUCACCAUAGAUGAAUUCAUUGAGUCUUGCAAAAAGGAUGAGAACAUCAUGCAGUCCAUGCAGCUGUUUGACAAUGUCAUCUAAACAUCUGGACCAGUGAGGACACUGGCACCAGAGAGGGGUACGUGUGUGUGGGUGUGUAAGAGGAAUACGGGAUUGAAGAGAGAGAGAAAGAGUCUGAUUCCAUGUGUGUUGCGUGUGUGUGGCUGUCUCCCGACUUGCAAGCUUGUGCUCGUGUCUCUGUUGAGAGCUGAGUCCUGAGGACACAGAGAGGGCCCCCUCCCUCUAACUGGACCCCCCAGUGGCUUCCUCCAAGCAACAAAGGAGAGUCCCCAGCGCCCAUCCUCAUCAUGCAGAACCUUAUGUUUUAUCCCAGAGACACAGAGAAAGCAAGCAAGCAGUGGGCUCACAGCCACCUGCACACCUAACACCCAACCAGCCCCUGCCUGUUUUAUUUGAACUUUUAUUGCUCUUGCUGACGGAGGGACUAUCACAGCCUUUUAAUGGUUGAACUCAGAAGAAGGAUGCUCUCCCAAAACCCUGAUCUCAGAUCACUUUUCCCCUUUCCUCCGUAAUGGCUGAGAGAUGGCAUUGUGAACCUGAUCUUGCCUCUGCGGAUGUGGGUAACACCUUCCUGGAGCCGUUAAGACUCAUGGCUCAUUUGCUGGCCAUACAAAUAGAAAUGAAUCUACAGCCACCUGGUGGACAAGAGAGAAAAAGACACUUCCUGAGGGAGCAACCAACAAACUGGUGAUCCGAGCGAUUCCGUCUUACGGAGGGAGCUUCAAACUCGUUUUUUCCACAAGGGACUGAUUUAAAUAUCGCAUGAUGAUGUCACUAAUAUCUACUUAUGUAUUUACAGAGAUACUCCAAAGUCUGCUCGUCUGUCUGCUGUCCUAGUCAUUCACAGGUGCCUCACCCUUUGCGUAUGUGUGCGUGCAUGUGUAACAGGAGAUGUCAUCUGUCUUACAAAUGUAAGACUCUUGUGACACAACACCCACCUUCAUUCACAAGAUUUCGGUAGAGUAAUUCCCGGCCUUCCAAACUAUUACAAUCCUAACAGUAGUUGUCUAUUGACUGUUGUACAUUUUCUAGCAUUCCCAGUGGUGUGAUAUUAGGCUGUACAAUGUGGGGAUUGCACUAUAAUUUAAUGAGCCGUUUUGACCCUAGCAGCUUCUCUCGACAUGGGAAUGACAUACCACAAUCGUACUAGUCUAUGAAUAUACAUUCAAAGAGAAGUUUAUUAGAUUGCAGAUUGUAUUUGUGAACUUAUUGUAAUCUGAAAUGUCAUGUGGUUGUCACAGGUUCUACCACUUGAAAAAACAAAAGUCUCCACACCCUUUUUGCAUUAAAUCUGACUAUUUCCAUUUCAA